Molecule: messenger RNA, 3088 nt
Organism: Ceratosolen solmsi marchali
Lineage: Eukaryota; Metazoa; Arthropoda; Insecta; Hymenoptera; Agaonidae
Gene: PIP5K59B
Product: Phosphatidylinositol 4-phosphate 5-kinase 59B
Exons: 19
Coding region: 218-2842 (874 amino acids)
Biological process (GO): phosphatidylinositol phosphate biosynthetic process
Cellular component (GO): plasma membrane
Molecular function (GO): 1-phosphatidylinositol-4-phosphate 5-kinase activity
Source: RefSeq, a predicted model, not a curated record
GGUACAGAAUUAUGAUGCAAAGGAUGACCUGAAAUUAAAUUUUCACGUAUAAAAAAAGAGGAAGUGUAAUUUAAAAUAAAUAAACUGUGAACUCAUCUAGGCUCGUGCAUAUAAGUUUGACUUACGGGUCUGAAGAGACAGAAAAAAAAGUUUUCAUUGGUUAAAAAUAUAGUGUAUGUAAAGAUUAAACAUUCAGAGCUUCUCUUGUGCAUACAAAAUGGCUUCAGGGGACAACGUGGACGUGAUCGAGGUAGUCGAGACAAGUAUUGCCGGCCUGGCUAACUCUGUCGGUGAUCAUGGGAUUGACAAUUCAGCUGAUGAAGAUAAUAAAUCAACAAAUGAAGAAAAAUUUAAUAUUUAUGAUAGUUCAACAACUCAACAUGGUACUGGUCCUAAAACAUCGACAGGUGUAUCAAAAUACAAAUCUGAGAAAGAAAAAAAGAUUGGACAUCGAAGAGUUGGAGUGGGUGGUGAAAUUACUUAUAAAAAGAUUCAAACAACACAAAUUAUGGGAUCGAUUCAAUUGGGUAUACAACAUGCAAUUGGAGGCCUUGCAAGUAAACCAGAACGUGAUUUACUUAUGCAGGAUUUUAUGACUGUGGAAACCACAAAUUUUCCAAGUGAAGGUUCAAAUCACACCCCUGCUCAUCAUUUUUCUGAAUUCAAAUUCAAAAACUAUGCACCCAUUGCAUUUCGUUACUUUAGAGAUUUAUUUGGUAUUCAACCAGAUGAUUUUCUGAUGUCAAUGUGCAGUGCACCACUUCGUGAAUUAUCAAAUCCUGGUGCCAGUGGAAGUAUUUUUUAUUUAACAGAAGAUGAUGAGUUCAUUAUUAAAACUGUUCAACAUAAAGAAGGUGAAUUUUUACAAACAUUAUUGCCUGGCUACUACAUGAAUUUAAAUCAAAAUCCUAGAACAUUACUACCAAAAUUUUUUGGUUUAUAUUGUUAUCGAUGCAACAGUAAAAAUGUUCGGCUUGUUGCUAUGAAUAAUCUUUUGCCAUCAACAGUUAAACUUCAUCAAAAAUAUGAUUUAAAAGGAUCAACAUGUAAAAGAAAAGCAUCUAAGUCAGAAAGAUCAAAACAUUCACCAACAUAUAAGGAUUUGGAUUUUAUGGAUCACCAUACAGAGGGUAUUUUUCUAGAAUCAGAUACAUUUAGUGCUUUAAUUAAAACAAUUCAACGUGACUGCAGAGUUUUAGAGAGUUUUAAAAUUAUGGAUUAUUCAUUAUUACUUGGAAUACAUAAUCUUGAUCAAGCUGCCAGAGAAAAAACUGAACAGAGACUGUCAACAAAUGAAGAAGAAGAAAUCAGAGAACCUGGUACUGAUGGUAGUGGAUUUAUACAAGCCGAUAAAGAUAGAGAAAGAGAUGAUAGAAUAGGAGCUACAGCUCUUAACAGAUCUCGUAGUAUAAAUCGACAAAGGCUGGUUGCUCACAGUACAGCUAUGGAGAGUAUUCAAGCUGAGAGUGAACCAAUAGAUGAGGAAGACGAUGUACCUUCGGGUGGCAUUCCAGCACGGAACGCACGAGGUGAACGUCUUCUUCUUUUCAUUGGUAUCAUUGACAUUCUUCAGAGUUAUAGAUUAAAAAAAAAAUUAGAACAUACAUGGAAAUCUAUGAUUCAUGAUGGAGAUACAGUCUCAGUACAUCGACCUGGUUUCUACGCUGAACGAUUUCAGAGUUUUAUGGCAAAAACGGUUUUCAAAAAAAUACCUUCGCUGGACCUGCCCGAGAUUAAAGGGAAUCAUCGAAAAUUUCGUAACCUCGUCACCAGCUAUAUAGCAUUAAAGCACUCUCCGUCAAAGAGAAAAAGUAUUUCAAGACCACUGAGACCACUUGAAGGAGAUUUCGAUUCUACAGCGAUUACGGCAACCAGCAGCUCGACUAUGCAUGCUACAUCGCCUACAAAGCUUGUCAAUCAAGAACGAAAAGAGGGUGCAAUAAUAAGUAUCGGUGAUAUAGUUUCUACAUCAUCGAUUCCCAUCGCCACAUCAACACCUGUUAUCAUAUCAACUGGACUAAUAAUUCCAUCGCCUCUUCAAAGCAAAUGUGAACCUAUAUCUAUCACUUCUAAAGCUAUUAAUCAAUAUCCAGUUGUUCUUAAAGGCAGUAAUUUAAGAGCAACGUCUAUUUCUCCACCACAUCAGAAUCGUAUAUCGUCUAUCAAGGUGCCACCGCCAGUUCCACCACGCGGCAGUAUUUCUUGCAAGGGUAAACCUGAACUCUCAUCUUGCCGAGGCGGUACCUUGCCUUCUACUUGUUCAACUCCUCCUCCACCAUUUGAUGAUGCAGUACGUUCGAAUGAUCAAACUUUGGCUACUGGAGAUUAUCAUCCACAGGAUCAUGAUCAUUACCAUCAUCCACAAAAGAGAUCCAUGAGCCCAUCCAUGUUAAUUAGUAAUCUUUCUAGUUCACGUACCAGUCAAAAUAAAGUUGUGCAUUAUGUCACACUUACUAAAACGUCUCACGAUACUGUCAGUAUUUCCGAUGUACACUUGGAAAGCAUUUAUAGUUGUGGUAGUGGAAGCGGUAGUGGAGACGGUCGUCAAACCAAAUCUUCGUUAAGUGUAGAGAGUGGAGGCAGUAGUAGCCGAGGCGCUACCAACACUUGGACAAUACCUGUUGGCAGUGCAGAAGGUUCAACGCCUACUUGGACAGAAGGUACACCAUCUUUCACUGAGAGUUCCAGUAGCGGUGAUAUAGGUUGCCCAACAACCCCAAUUCAUGCAAGUCAAACAGUAAAAAACGAAAGUCGAAUUUCUUCUGUAGAAGAGGCUUUAGCAAGUCUUACCACAGAAAUGGCAUCUUGGAGACAAAAGAUCGAUAAAGAAAAUGAGCUCUGAAACAGUUAAAUUGGAGUAUCUUUAAACUUUUAAAGACACAUCUUUGAAUACAAACAAUUGGGAGCCAGAUGUACUUUAUAAUAAAUAACAGAACAUUACUGUUAGAAAAAUCCAGAUGUAAGCAGACCAUUUCUUUCAGUUCUUCAUGGAAUACACACAUGUAAAUCAAAUACUAAUUAUGUAUGAAUUUCUUAAUUAUAAUGAGUUUAGAAAUCUUACAACUAAAAAUAUUAAUUUAUUGAUAGU